AGGAGAUCCGCUCGCACACACGAGGAGGGUUGAGCCGCCGCCGCCGUCGUCGUCGCCGCGAGUGCGGAGUCGGGACUGGGGCUGCUACCGCGGCGACGCCGGGAAUUGUGUCGCUAGUUCCUGGGCCUUCUGCCUCGCCGUCUCGCCUGGGUCAGCGCGACCUGCUCCUCCCCGGGCGGUCGCCCCCGCCUCCAUUUCCCGCCCUCUCUUCGCCAUACACACGGCCCCCCCGAUCAUGGAUCCGGGCAGCGGCGGCGGCGGCGGUGGCGGCGGCGGCGGCGGGAGCAGCAGCAGCAGCGACUCGGCGCCCGACUGCUGGGAUCAGGCGGACAUGGAAGCCCCCGGGCCCGGCCCGUGCGGCGGCAGCGGCGGGUCCCUGGCGGCGGCGGCGGCGGCCGAGGCCCAGCGUGACCACCUCAGCGCGGCCUUCAGCCGGCAGCUCAACGUCAACGCCAAACCUUUCGUGCCCAACGUCCACGCCGCGGAGUUCGUACCGUCUUUCCUGCGGGGCCCGGCCCCGCCGCCGCCAGCCCCGGCUGGCGCCGCCGGCAACAACCACGGAGCGGGCAGCGUCGCGGGAGGCCCUUCGGCACCUGUGGAAUCCUCUCAAGAGGAACAGUCAUUGUGUGAAGGCUCCGUUUCAGCUGUUAGCAUGGAACUUUCAGAACCUGUUGUAGAGAACGGAGAGACAGAAAUGUCCCCAGAAGAAUCAUGGGAGCACAAAGAAGAAAUAAGUGAGGCAGAGCCAGGGGGUGGCUCCCUGGGAGAUGGAAGGCCACCGGAGGAAGGUGCCCAAGAAAUGAUGGAGGAGGAAGAGGAAAUGCCAAAGCCCAAAUCUGUAGCUGCGCCUCCUGGUGCCCCUAAAAAAGAACAUGUAAAUGUAGUGUUUAUUGGGCAUGUAGAUGCUGGCAAGUCAACCAUUGGAGGCCAAAUAAUGUAUUUGACUGGAAUGGUUGAUAAAAGGACACUUGAGAAAUAUGAAAGAGAAGCUAAAGAAAAAAACAGAGAAACUUGGUACUUGUCUUGGGCCCUAGAUACAAAUCAGGAAGAACGAGACAAAGGUAAAACAGUCGAAGUGGGUCGUGCCUACUUUGAAACAGAAAAGAAGCAUUUCACAAUUCUAGACGCCCCUGGCCACAAGAGUUUUGUCCCAAAUAUGAUUGGUGGCGCCUCUCAAGCUGAUUUGGCUGUGCUGGUCAUCUCUGCCAGGAAAGGAGAGUUUGAAACUGGAUUUGAAAAAGGAGGACAGACAAGAGAACACGCAAUGUUGGCAAAGACAGCAGGUGUAAAGCACUUAAUUGUGCUUAUUAAUAAGAUGGAUGACCCAACAGUGAAUUGGAGCAACGAGAGAUAUGAAGAAUGUAAAGAGAAACUAGUGCCAUUUUUGAAAAAAGUUGGCUUCAAUCCCAAAAAGGACAUUCACUUUAUGCCCUGCUCAGGACUGACUGGAGCAAAUCUCAAAGAGCAAUCAGAUUUCUGUCCUUGGUACAUUGGAUUACCAUUUAUUCCAUAUCUGGAUAAUUUGCCAAACUUCAAUAGAUCAGUUGAUGGACCAAUCAGACUGCCGAUUGUGGAUAAGUACAAGGAUAUGGGCACUGUGGUCCUGGGAAAGCUGGAAUCGGGAUCUAUUUGUAAAGGCCAGCAGCUAGUGAUGAUGCCGAACAAGCACAACGUGGAAGUUCUUGGAAUACUUUCUGAUGAUGUAGAAACUGAUUCUGUAGCCCCAGGUGAGAACCUGAAAAUCAGACUCAAAGGAAUUGAGGAAGAAGAGAUUCUUCCAGGAUUCAUCCUUUGUGAUCUUAAUAAUCUUUGCCAUUCUGGACGCACAUUUGAUGCCCAGAUAGUGAUUAUAGAGCACAAAUCCAUCAUCUGCCCAGGGUACAAUGCGGUGCUGCAUAUUCAUACCUGUAUUGAGGAAGUCGAGAUAACAGCCUUAAUCUGCUUGGUAGACAAAAAGUCAGGAGAGAAAAGCAAGACUCGGCCCCGUUUUGUGAAACAAGAUCAAGUGUGCAUUGCCCGUCUUCGGACAGCAGGAACCAUCUGCCUUGAGACCUUUAAGGACUUCCCUCAGAUGGGUCGUUUUACCUUAAGAGAUGAGGGUAAGACCAUUGCAAUUGGAAAAGUUCUGAAACUGGUUCCAGAAAAAGACUAAGCAUUUUUUGAUGACCCUGCACAAUACUGUGAGAAAAAUUGACUGCAAAAGCCUACUUCACACCGCCUUCUCUUAUUUUCUGCCCAUUGAUAAACCUCUCCCCAUAUUUUGCAAAGGAAAAAUUCACAGCAAAAGUCCACAUUAUGUCAGCUUUCUCAUAUUGAGAGCUCUGCUAUGCCACUGUUGAAUUUCCCCCGAGAUCCCCCUGCCCCCUUCAAACUUUGCUCCCUUGGGCAGAUUUGGCAAUAGCUUUGUAAGUGAUGUGGACAGAAUUGCCUAUAAUAAUGAGAACCGACAGGAAUUUUUUUAUUUCUCAUUUUCCCCUGAGGUAUAUUCAGUCCUUUUCCCCAGGCAGAUCAUUCUGAGUGCGUGUGUGUGUGUGUGUGCACAUGUUACAAAGACAACUACCAUGUUAAUAAACUAUUCAAUUUGAAAACCCUUUUCGGUAUUUGAAUUGCUUUUGAAUAAUAUUUUUUAUCUGGAUGUAACAUUGUUGCAUUGACUUUGUAACUUUCCCAAGUAACUGAAGACAUUUUAUUGCUCUGACUUUUCUAAAUUCUCCCUUCCUACUACUUUGAGGCAUUUACAAAAACAAUGGUCAAGUUUGUAUUAAAGGAAGAAUUAGUUGCACCCCUUCUUUUGAUGACCAGUGCAUACGUAACAAUUAAAUACUUUAUGCGGCUGUGACACUGCUUUACUGGGUUUAUCAGUUAUUUUCUGCCAAUUUACAUUUUAACUUGCUUUCCUAAACACAGUUGACAUUGUUAAGAAAACAGUAAAGUUUAAUGAAAUUGUGCCCCUACAGAAAAUUCCACCAACAUUAAACUAGUGGGAUUUACAUAGAGCAAGCCUGCUGAGGCCUGGCAGAAAUGCCGCUCUUAGUAUUUAUCAGAGCUGCAUGCGUGUGUUCAUGAAGCGUGUAACUGACAGGUGCCACUUCGGUAAGAUGCUCAGUGUAUUCUUACUGUCACUAACUGUAAAGGUUGGGUGAGCCUCGCUGAUCAAAGCUGAAUCUCAGUCCAGUGACUUAACGAAGACACACUGGGAGUGACGAGAAUUCUGCACAGACUAUAAUUAGCAGUGAGAAGUAGACUCACGCACAGUAUACAGUUUUUAAUUCUCAAUUAUUUGAAAUGGCUGAGUUUGCUUAAGGCUAACGGUGAAGUUUGCUAACUAACCGUGAUGGAGUUGAGCCACAGUGAAGCGCUGUGGCGCUUUUUAGAUCGAAAGCUUUCUGCCGUAGUUGUCAUGACUCGGAAAUCUUUCCUAAGAGUACACGGGGAAAGGAAGACACACUCGCUGAGCUUACUGGAAGCACCCUGAUGUUUAGGAUUGCCAUGUACUGAAGACUUGGCCUCUUGUAGAUUGUGAUUUCUUGCUAAAUAAGAUUCUUUGUGUGUUUAAUGACAGCUCGCGUCCCUGUAAUCUUCUCCUCAGAAAAGCCUAGUCAGACUAUAUUCUAGUCAUAAAAUUUAAUCCAAUAGUCUGUAGUCUUCUUACUAUGAAUUCCGUUCAUUUCAUGAAUGAGACCACAUCUUACAGACAAAGCUGUCCUUCGGCUUCUUAAAACUCUACUAGUGCUAAUAAAUUGCAUGAGAUUUUCAUUAUGUCCACCAAUCUCGGGGCUUUUAUUUUUCUGGGAAGUAGGGGAGCUUUGGUCAGAACUUCAUAAUUCUUUUGUACUUCCAUGUUGGUAAGAAUAAAUACUAGCAGUUACUUGAAUUCUCAUCUUUAAAAGUUCAAGUCAUUGAAAUGAUUUCCAGAUAGAUUGCCCUUUUCAAACUGAACACAUUUUUAGAAUCCACUUAUGUUUGCUAUCAAAACAUUUACAGUUAGAAUAUAUGUGCAUGUUGCCAAGACUAAGUAAAACCACCUGGAAGGGUCUACCUCUAAAAAACAGCAUGACACGUAUACAAAUUUAAUUAUAAAAAAAUUUCAGUGGAUUUGUGCGCAUUUGUGAAAUGCCCCAUGGGCUUUGAAAUUAAAAAAUACUUCCAUUUAAAUUUGAUGCAUUUUAACUCCGGUUACCCCCACCAGUCAUUUGGAUAGGAAAUCAGCAGUGUGCGCAGAUAUUAGGCCUUUGAAACGCGAUGCGAAUUCCCAUGCUGUCAUUCUGCCUUCUGCAAGUGUGAACGUGUUGGCGUGGUUGACCGUGCAAAAAUAGGUAGAUAACUGGCUUCAGUUAGAAUUUACAAACUUAAACAUGUCUUCCUGUCUUUAACAUAAAUAUAUUAGCCAGGAUCCUCUCUGCAUCCUUUCACAUUAACAAUAUUUUUUAUCAACUUUCAUGUUAGAUUAUUUAUAGGUCAUUAAACUGAAUUUUAAAUAUGUAAAUGCUGUUUUAUACCCUAUUCCUACUGUGGGAGAAGGGAAAAUUGAGCAUUUGUUUUUAAUUUGCAAAAAGAACUUACCCAGUGAAAUUCUGUUAAAAAUGAAACAAUGAGGUGGGCUUGAAUGUAUGUUGCCGUGAAAUUAAGUGACAAAUAGUAGUGUUCUUGAAAAACCCGUGUAUAUUUCUUUGUUUUGAAUUAAGAUCUUGAAAUGGGUGGUAACUGAAUGUAAAGGCGUCAUGGAGGUACAGGUUCACUAACGAGGUAAUUCACAGUCGCCUGCUAAUUACCUAACUACAAGAACUGCUCUCCCAGUGUGGGGCCUUGACCAGUUGAAGCACGCUGCAAGUAUUCUGAGCCAUACUUGCAACCAGACGGCGGUUGUACAACCCAAGAAAGAGUUGAACUCAUGGUCAGAAACCGCUGCCAUGUUGAGGAGGAGCACUGCCCAUUACUCUGAGGUCCCGGAUGACGUGACCACGCUGACACCUGUCCUCACUGGCAUGGACUUGCUCGUGGACUGCUGCUUCACGGACAACGACUUCGUUGCUCUGGGUAGGGAUUUAAGGUAGUCAAGGGACAAAUACGCAGUAUUUAUUACCGCUCCUUACAUCGGGCAACUUUUAACCUUCAGAACACCUUUGUGAAGAUUCUGGUUACAGAGCUGUAGCUUUGGUUGUAGAAUGACUGUUAUAUUCAGCAUUGGCCUACUUUAUCAGAACGGUGCCAUUAAUCCUCUCACAGACAAGUAAGGUAGAUAGUAGUAAAUUGGAUUUGGCAGAUGAUUAUCUGUCUCUAGGCUUCGAUUUCCUCCAGCUACUUGUUCAGUGAUUCUAACUGAUGCCAUUAUACAUUCUUGGUCUCAUUUUUUUCUUAAGAGAUCUUGCCAUGGCAGCAAUUUGUUAACUACAUUUACACAACUUGAGACACAUUAGGCUUAAAUUUAUAUUAGGCUUCAGAGUAAAUGGAAGUGUUUUUAUUUUCCAGUAGUAAUUGGUGGAUUCCAUUUGAACCAAUUACCUACCAGCAUUCAGAUAGGGUAGAUUUGGGUCAACUUUAGGUGGCUUAGGCCCCAGGCUGUUGAUCUUCAGUAUCCUAGAACUGAGAGAGUCUUCCUUCCCUUCCAUACAUACACUUCUCACACACCUCUAGUCUAUGCUUCCCUGAAACAGUAACAUGCUAGUUGGGUUGUUUACAAAGUUGUUUUCUAAGGGCCUGGUGGUGUGGGUAAGAACUAAAACCUUUUAUGUUCUUCAGUACAAGGGAAAAGGCAGAGAGGCACUUGGCCUGAGUAGGCAGAAAACGCUAGGAUUUCUUUUUUCUUUUUUUUGACAGGCAGAGUGGACAGGGAGGGAGGGAGAGAGAGAGAGAGAAAGGUCUUCCUUUGCCGUUGGUUCACCCUCCAAUGGCCACCACGGCCGGUGCACUGUGCCUAUCCGAAGGCAGGAGCCAGGUGCUUCUCCUGGUCUCCCAUGGGGUGCAGGGCCCAAGCACUUGGGCCAUCCUCCACUGCCCUCCCGGGCCACAGCAGAGAGCUGGCCUGGAAGAGGGGCAACCGGGACAGAAUCCUGCGCCCCGACUGGGACUAGAACCCGGUGUGCCGGCGCCGCUAGGUGGAGGAUUAGCCUAGUGAGCCGCGGCGCUGGCCGAAAACGCUAGGAUUUCUUCAGCAAUCCUGAAAUACUGAUGGUCUUCUGCCUGGCCACACAAGCCACUGUGUGCUUUAAGACCGCCUGGAAACCUCAGGUGUGUGGACAGCACAGGCGGGAUGGCCCUUCAUGCUUCCUGAGGCUCCGCUCCACCAGUGCUUCACUGUCAGCCCAAGUCCAUGCUACCUCCUGUCCUGCUGCCGGGGGACGUGUCUGCUGGCGCUGGCGCUCCUGCCCUCGCAGGUGACGGGCCUCACUUCAGGGCUUCCGCACGCAGUGGCUGAAGCAGGUCUACGGUGCAAGGACUCUUACCUGGGGCUCUCAGAAGUGUACACACUUAGCUAACUUGUUUCCUGCUUGUGCUAAAAGAAACGUGGCUCUCUCUUGAGGCCAGGACUUGGUGACUAGUUUUCAUUAGACAGCAGGUUAAUACCUAGAUUUUUUUUUUUAUAGAAAGGAUUAAAGGGAACCGAUUAGGUUUGCUGAGUUUUUAAGCCUAAUUCCAAAACAUGGACGAGUACUCUAGGUAAGAAAGAAAUCUUUCACUUACAUGAUUUGUAGCUACCUACUGUGCCUGACUUGGUGCCUGUGUGAGGAUUAAGCCCUUAGUCUGCCCUUGCAAUUAUUCAAAUGACUGAAGUUUAAAAAUUUUGCUUUUGUAAUAAUAAAAAUUGUCAUCUUCCAUUUUGAA
This is a messenger RNA of Oryctolagus cuniculus (rabbit), 6822 nucleotides long. It is a transcript of the gene GSPT1, whose product is annotated as G1 to S phase transition 1. Lineage: Eukaryota; Metazoa; Chordata; Mammalia; Lagomorpha; Leporidae. Gene Ontology annotation, molecular function: GTPase activity; GTP binding. The record is from RefSeq and is a predicted model, not a curated record.